Messenger RNA from Maylandia zebra (zebra mbuna), 4226 nucleotides. Its product is annotated as inverted formin 2. The record is from RefSeq and is a predicted model, not a curated record. Gene Ontology annotation, molecular function: small GTPase binding; actin binding. NCBI's taxonomy places the organism in Eukaryota, Metazoa, Chordata, Actinopteri, Cichliformes, Cichlidae. Gene Ontology annotation, biological process: actin cytoskeleton organization.
UUGACACCGUCGCUGUUUCACAACUGUGUGGAAGCAGAGGGGCUGUAGCGACUUGAAAGGGACCAUCGCAUACCAUGAAGGACUGACCUGCCGCACAGUGCCGAUAUUUUAGAGGUCCUCGUCUCGUCUUUUUUCCUCAGUAAUGAGAGUCUGGAUGACUGCAAAGCGCCCCCCUAAACGAGACACUGCCGAGGACGCGAUUUUUGAGGUGUAGUUAUAUUAAUGGAAUAAAGGCAGUUUAUACAGCAGCAAUGUCUGGAAAAUCAGAUGGGAAAAAGAAGUGGGCGGCGGUCAGGGAUCGCCUGGGUUCCUCGCAGGACUCUGACACUCAGCAGGAAGCCAACCUGGAGAAUUCUGAUCCAGAGCUGUGCAUCAGACUGCUCCAAGUCCCCACUGUCGUCAACUACUCUGGGCUGAAGCGUCGCCUGGAAGGCAGCGAUCAGACAUGGAUGGUGCAGUUCCUGGAGUUAAGCGGGCUGGAUCUCCUCCUGGAGGCCCUGGACCGUCUCUCCGGGCGCGGAUGCUCUCGCAUUGCAGAUGCUCUCCUGCAGCUCACCUGCGUCAGCUGCGUCCGAGCAGUGAUGAACUCGACGGCGGGGAUUCACUUCAUCAUAGAAAACGAGGGAUACAUUCGGAAGCUCUCCCAAGCGUUGGACACCUCCAACACCAUGGUGAAGAAGCAGGUGUUUGAGCUUCUUGCAGCCCUCAGCAUGUUCUCUCUGGACGGUCAUCGGCUGGCACUUGACGCCCUGGAACAUUACAAGGGCGUAAAGACACAGCAGUAUCGCUUCAGCGUGAUUAUGAACGAGCUCCAGGCCACAGAUAACGUCCCUUACAUGGUCACGCUCCUCAGUGUCAUCAACGCUCUCAUCUUUGGGACAGAGGACCUCAGGCAGCGGGAUAGGAUGAGAAAGGAGUUCAUCGGGCUUCAGUUACUUGAUGUUCUGCCAAAGCUGAGGGAGCAGGAGGAUGAAGACUUGAUUAUUCAGUGCGAAGCUUUUGAAGAGGCGAUGGCUGAAGAUGAGGAAGAGCUCCUGCGAGUGUAUGGGGGCAUUGAUAUGAGUAAUCACCUGGAGGUUUUUACUACACUUUUUAACAAGGUGAGCAGCUCCCCAGCCUCUCUCCAGCUGUUGUCCAUCCUGCAGACGUUGCUGGUGCUGGGACCAGGGCGCCCUGACAUCUGGCUGGCUCUGGAGGCCAUCACUAACAGAGCCAUACUGCUCACCCAGGACUCUCAGAUGGAGUCCUGUGAGAAGAUCAUGCAGCGGCUGAUGGUUUUUAAAAGAAAAAGCUGCGACGAUCGGCACGAGGUGGACGGACUGCGGGUCAAAGUGGAUAAGGCUGUGCAGACGGAGCUGGAUCACCCGUACACGGAGAAGCCAAACAAAAGCACACCGUCCCCUAAAAGGCCACUGUGUACCUCUGUUCCACCGCCACCCCCACCACCCCCUCUACCGCCCUCUAAGCAGUGCCCGCCACCACCACCGCCGCCACCUCCUCCACCGCUACCUGGAGGGUUUGCUGGUCCCCCGCCACCUCCUCCAUUGCCUGGAAUGGCUCCCCCACCACCACCACCACCUCCUCUGCCCUUUGGACCAGGGGUCCCCCCUCCUCCCCCGCCCUUACCAGGGAUGGGUGGUGGGCCACCACCGCCUCCACCUUUACCCGGCAUGCCUCCUCCGCCUCCACCUCCAACAGGCAUGAUUGUGGCCCAGAGUAGCCUGGCCCUGGGCUGCAGCGCGCCCUCAAAGACAAGCCGCUGUCCCACUCUGAGGAUGAAGAAGCUCAACUGGCAGAAACUUCGCACUGUUACUGAUGGUCACUCCAUGUGGGCCUCGGUUCAGAAAGAGCCGCCUCCUCACGAGCCCGACUACAGCAGCAUCGAGCAGCUGUUCUGCCUCCCGGUGGCCGAACACAAAGACAAGGGGGCAGCUGCUCCUGUCAAGAAGGAGCCUAAAGAGAUCACGUUCAUCGACCCAAAGAAAAGCUUGAACGUGAAUAUAUUCCUCAAGCAGUUCAAAUGCACAAACGAGGAGUUUGUGGGCAUGAUCCAGAGUGGGGAUCGGACUCGGUUUGACGUGGAGGUGCUAAAACAGCUGCUUAAGCUCCUGCCAGAGAAGCAUGAGAUGGAGAAUCUGAAAUCCUACCAGGGAGAGAAAGACAAGCUGGCAAACGUCGAUCGCUUCUACACCGCUCUCCUUACUGUGCCGUGUUAUCAGUUGAGGAUUGAGUGCAUGCUUUUGUGCGAGGAAACUGCAUCAGUGUUGGAGAUGCUCAAACCUAAAGUCAAGCUUAUGGAGGAGGCCUGCCACUCUCUUAGAACGAGCACGCUCAUGCCCAGUUUUUGCAGGCUCAUCCUCGACGUGGGAAAUUUUCUCAACUAUGGAAGUCACACUGGGAACGCCGAGGGGUUCAAGAUUAGCUCCCUGCUCAAGCUCACAGAAACCAAGGCCAACAAGAGCCGCAUUACGCUGCUUCAUCACAUCCUGGAGGAAGCAGAGGCAAACCACCCAGAGCUGUUGGCUCUACCGGAUGAAAUAGCCAUAUGUGAAAAGGCAGCAGGAAUUAACCUGGACUCUGUUCAGUCAGAAGCCAGUGCGUUACUCAAACGGCUGAAUGAGACAGCCAAGAAAGUCUCCAACUCUGCGGAGGAGGUGAAGGAGCAGUAUGCAAAAGUUCUCGAGGCAAAUCUGGAGUUGUUCGGAGAAUUAAACGAGAGAUUCGCCGCGAUUGAGACGAAAAAGGGUGAACUGGCUGUCUAUUUAUGUGAAGAUGCCAAUCAGCUGUCACUGGAGGAACUCUUCGGUACCAUCAGGACUUUCCGAGGACUCUUCAUCAAGGCGCUGAAGGAAAACAAAACUCGGACAGAACAGGUGGCCAAGGCUGAGAAGAGAAAGAAGCAGCUGGCAGAGGAAGAGUCCAAGAGACAGAAAGGAGAGAAUGGGAAAAUAAUCAAGAAAGGUUUUGUGCCGCAGAACGACGGCUGCAUCAUAGAAAACCUCCUGGCGGACAUCAGAAAAGGUUUCAGCCUCAGAAAGACCCGGCCAAGGUGCGAUUCGGAAAGCCUCCCUUCUAGUGAAAUGCGUAGGGAUACCUGCCCACAUGGAUCAAGUGUGAAGUCUGUAGGCGAAGAAGCCGUCGACAUGGCCACCAUUUCCGCUCCUACCACGUCUCGGACAGAGGGUCGCCACAACAGCACGGGCGAGGUGAACGGCUUUAUAAGCCCGUCAGAAGAGACUCUGCCGGCUCCUCAGCUGAAUGCAGUGCACGACGGCACAGCCGCACCUCCAAGCACACUCCCAGGAAAGACAGCUCCAGCGGCACUCCUGGGAAGACCUACAUCUCUGCAGCCAGAGAAAGAUGCAGCAUCACCCAUAGAUGUGACUCAAGCUCAGUCUCAGGUUAAAGGGGACCACCAACCAUGCCUCCCCACAAAUGGCUUUUCACUAGAUUCAGCAGAGACCAGCGUCAUCAGUCCUUCAUCCCUCUCAGACUCUGACCUGCUGGAGGCUACGUUUGACGACACACCCAGCCCGGCCCCCGAGCAGCCAACGGAUCUUAGCGUAAACGUUCAUGUCAAAGAAAUUCCAAGUACGGACACAAAGCGGAGCAUGGAAAGCGAUAUUAUGGGAGAGGGGAAAGGAAAAACUACUAAUAAACCAAGCCAUUUACCAGAGACUGUAGGGCAAGAGAAGUGGCACGAGGAGACCGCGUACACGGGGGCGAAAACGUCUGGCCAAGACGAGGUCGAUAGUUGCAAACUUGCAGACCCCAAGAAGAGCCUGAUUACGCUCGAUGAAGGCAUCGUGCAAUGCGACGUCCAAGAUGCACUGGAACCAGAAGAUCUGGCAUCUGUGUCCGAAGCCCUUAAGCCAGACCCAAAGAAACAGAUGAAGCUCUUUAAACGAAACAAAAAGAAGAGUAAUCAAGGUAACAGUGGGAAAGGACACACUAAACAUAAAACAGGCUGUGUGUUGCAGUGAGGUGACUCCAGAAAAAGAAAAUCGAGAGGGAAAAGAAAAUGCUGACUUCCGAGCAGGAGUUCAGAACAGUUUAUUUUAUUGGGAUUCCAUAAUGUUGAUUGGAGGAUGUGGAAGUCUUCUGUGAAGCCUCAUCCUGACCAAGAAGAGCGACCACAUCUGAGGCUGGGAUUAUUAUUAUUUUUUUCUUCAAUAAAUGUUUAUUUCUAUAGCACCUUUCAAGACAGCAUCACAAAGUGCUGCACA